This is a messenger RNA of Esox lucius (northern pike), 4031 nucleotides long. RefSeq names its product MARVEL domain containing 2b (gene marveld2b). The transcript is spliced from 8 exons. Gene Ontology annotation, cellular component: cytoplasmic vesicle; apical plasma membrane; bicellular tight junction. Gene Ontology annotation, biological process: bicellular tight junction assembly. Bases 286 to 2037 code for a protein of 583 amino acids. The record is from RefSeq and is a predicted model, not a curated record. NCBI's taxonomy places the organism in Eukaryota, Metazoa, Chordata, Actinopteri, Esociformes, Esocidae.
GAUGGAGCUCCAGUCUCAACCGCACCUGUCUGGUCUGGUUUAACUGCCCAGGUGAGUUUCUGUUUCCGCCAUACUUCUACGUAACGCGCAGGGAGGGGUCGGUCACGUGGUCCUGCUAUCUGCGAUGUGGUUCUGCGGAAGGUAAUUGGCGGAAAGAAAACAGGUGAAUAUAUCUACGGCAGGUGAGUGACACUGAGAAGACAUCAUGUUCAAACUGUACAGCAAGGCCGAGUAAAUCAGGCCGCGUGACUGUGUGUGAAAGAGGACAGUGACAGACACGUUUCCAUGUCCGCUGGAGGUGGCUUCACCGGCCGUUUCGACCGGGUCCGUGAUCCAGAACCUUACUACGACCAGGUCCCUGUGGCCUCCUUAUGGAGGGCUCCGCCUCCACCCCCCCCGGGGGCACUCGGGGCAAAUCUGGCCGUGAGCAUGGACCCCCUCCCCCCUCCUCCUCUCCCGGAACAGCCCCCAGUGGGCUCAGACUUCUUCCCCACUAGCAACGGCACCUCGGAGCGCCUGGAUGAUGACAGCGCGGCCAUGGACAUCAAACCGGUCCGCCGCUUCAUCCCCGACUCCGUCAAGAACUUCUUCCGCGGCAGCAGUAUUCGCGGCAGCAAGAAGCCCCUGACCUUGCCAGCGCCGCCCUCCCCGCCGCUGACCGAGAAAGAUGACCUCAAACCGGGAUCCACCGGAGGCAUGCCCUGCUCCCCUCCCCAUUCCCCUCACCCUUCCCCCUCCCUCCCCCGCUCGUACCUGGACCCGUACGGCGGCUCGGGAGGCAGCUACAACUCCAGGAAGGAGCACGAUGCCCUACUGCUGGGAGCCGAGGCCGGGGAGUCCGUCUCGGGGCGCACCUUCCGCUCGGCCAUGACCUACAGCGAAAAGGUGGAGGACUACAACCAGCGCUAUGCCUACAUGAAGUCCUGGGCGGGGCUCCUCCGCAUCCUGGGCUGCGUGGAGCUCCUGCUGGGCGCGGUGGUCUUCGCCUGCGUGUGCGCCUCCAUCCACAAGGACAGCGAGUGGUUCAACCUUUUCGGCUACUCCCAGCCGCAGAUGUUCGGGGGGGGCGGAUACAACAGCUACAACGGGCCCAUGACCCCGUUCGUCCUGGUGGUGGUCGGGCUGGCGUGGAUCGUGACCAUCAUAAUCUUGGUGAUGGGGAUGACCAUGUACUAUCGGACUAUCCUCCUGGACUCGUCCUGGUGGCCUCUGACGGAGGGCGCCAUCAACCUGGCCAUGGUGUUCCUGUACUUGGCGGGAGGUGUGGUCUACGUGCGGGACACGACCCGGGGGGGGAUGUGCUACUACCCCAUGUUCAACAACGGCGUAAACGGGAAGUUUUGUCGCACGGAGGCCAGCCAGAACGCCGCCUUGAUCUUCCUGUUCGUCAACAUGGUGGUCUAUUUCGUGGGCGCCGGAGUGUGUAUGAAGCUUUGGCGGCACGAGGCGGCGAGGCUGAGGAGGGAGGCACUGGCACAAGAGAUGAAAACCAUUGGAUCUUCCCUGCCAAUACCUGUACUGGCCGGGUCCAGAACCUCGGAGCAGACCCCUCUCCCCACUCUCCAUAUGAUCCCAGAGGUGGACGGUAACAAUUUCUCUGCGGCUGCUCCUCUGAUGAUGGAGCCGGAGAUCCUCCGAGGGCACAUACCGUCAGGACACAUCCCCAAGCCGGUGGUCAUCGCAGACUAUGUGGCGAAGUACCCAACCAUCCGUACAGAGGAGGCGAGAGAUCAGUACAAGGCUGUGUUCAAAGACCAAUAUGCUGAGUACAAGGAGCUGCAUGCUGAGGUGCAGGCAAUGUCCCUGAAGUUUGAGGAAAUGGAUGAAAUUAUGAGAAGUCUACCCUCAAGGCCCUCCAGCCAAAUGGAGAAGGAACGCAUUGAUAACCUAAUGCUGGAGUACCAGAAGAAAAAGGCGGACCCCACGUUCCUGGAGAAGAGGGAGCGGUGUGAGUAUCUGAAGAACAAACUGUCUCACAUAAAACUCAAGAUCAACGAAUACAACAAGGUCAUGGACUGGAAUGAUGGAUUCGGCUAGAGAGAAACCCAAGCACGCACACUGAUCUCACCCGCCAGCUUUCUCUGUUAAGCAGUCUGGUUGCGCUUUGCCUCAAAACAGAACCUGACCGAAAAUGUACAGCAGUAGCAGACUGCUGGUUUAAAUUAGCUUCUCCCUCAGUCCAUUAACACCUAGCAUGAACAUUAAAACCUUCCCCUUGCAGUAGAUGGUUGACUUCAAACCCCAAUCAAGAGGUUUUAGGAAGUUAUUGAGUUCUGGAUGUACUCAUUUUAGAAGUGAUUUGAGAUGUUUGAAUACAGGGGUUGCAUCUGGCCCUAUGAAAUGGCUGCAUUCCUUGGCCGUUAUACUGACAUGCAGAGCCAUCAUCAGACCCAUUGACUCCCACAAAAUGGCAGCCUGAACCAUUACAGAUCCUCAACAUGUUCAAAAGAUGACUUCAGACUGUGGCCUGAAGGCAUUCUUCGGCUCUCCAAAAGUAAACUCAUCCGCACUUGAAACCAAUGCUCCUCUUUGACAGUGCAAUUUCCCCAUGUUCGGCAUAUGGUGUCAUGAUUUUUGAGACCGUUCCGCUUGUCAUGUUGAAUAACUUUGAGCAAUGCAUCUGCAAUUUGGGCACAGACUAUUUGGCCUCUUUGGAAAUAUGUCACUUGUCUCAUGUUUACUGUGAUUUAGUUACUUCCAAGUGACAGUCCUUUUACUGGUGGUGUUUCUGUUAUUUUGUCCAACUCGUUUUGUAUGCCUGAACCAGAAUCCGUUGGUUUUCCUGCAGUUGGAUAGAACAUUAAUUUUGGCAUAAGAUACCACAAUUUCUACAAACCUCAUCUUAUAAAGCUGUAGCAGAUUUACCCCCUUUCCCCCUUUUGAUUUUAAUCACAUCCAUUUGAAGUGCCACUGUGAAGCAGUGUUCUACUGUAGGUGCCAGAGAUUCCAAGAUGGUCACAAGGUCUCACAAACACUAACUCUGAACUGUUGAGUGGGGCUGAAUAGCAGGGUUGAAGGCUUUCACUUAAAGAUGCUCUCCAGCAUCUAAAGCUCUACGAAUACAUUUUAACACAUCAUCUGAAUUGCAGUUGGAUGGACAGUUGGAUUGCAUAAUACACCAAAAUGGGACCCUUUUAGCUUAUCAGCACCACAAGAUUACUGGUUGAAGUUAUCCUAAAGCUCUGUAGUGCAUCUUUAAAACUGCCAGAUGUCAAAUUGUAUGAAGUUUUUAAUUAUGUACACACAAAUGUACAUUUGUCUUCUGAUAAUGAACUUUUUGAAUAACAUUGUUUUAUUUCCGUCCAUGGUAUUUUUUUAGUUUUGCCUUAAAGGGACAAUAUGCAGUUCAAACAGUAAGUGGUCACCCCACCUCUGUUUUGUAAACGGCUGAGAGAUGGUAAUGGAGACAGCUAUCAAGACCCAACCAUUCAUGAUAUCACCGUUAUAGAUUAUUAUUGAAAUUUUAAGUCUAUAGAAUGUUUACUUUGUUUAGAGUAAAAUUAUGUAAUAUUUGGUUUUGAUGGGGCAGGACAGUGAAACUGAGCUGAUAAGGAAUGUAAUAAUUGUUUGUCUCAAAUUAAUGACUAUAUAAUUUCCUUAAAAGUAAGAACAAAUUUAAAUCCCUGAUCAAUAGUUUGCUCAGUAGGCUAAAAUAACUUGUUUUUUUUCAUUACUGUGUAAAUUUUUAUACCUUUGUGGUGCACCAUUUUUUUGCAAACAGUACAAAUUGUACCUGUAACUAACAUCUGUUCACAUUUUCACCGCAGACCUUUCCACAUAUUUUUCUAACUUUUUCACCAAUUGACAAAGUAUAUUGUGUGCUUUAUUUAGUAUUUAUUAAUGACUGUUUUGCAAAUUGAGUUGUGGGUGUAAAAGAAUGAAUAGUCAUGUUUCAUUCUCAUGUCGAUUCACGUGGUCUAUUGGAAUUCAACACCUUUUAGUUUAGUAAUAAUGUUAACAGUUGUUUUUAUAAAAACAUUAUGAUGGAUUUCUGUUUUUAGCUUGCUAUAAUAAAGGAAACAUUUUUUGAA